Molecule: messenger RNA, 612 nt
Organism: Paralichthys olivaceus (Japanese flounder)
Lineage: Eukaryota; Metazoa; Chordata; Actinopteri; Pleuronectiformes; Paralichthyidae
Source: RefSeq, a predicted model, not a curated record
AGGUGUGACAACAGACGAAGCUGCCCUGCGGAAGGACAAAGUCUACACAAUCACCAGCAGACUGAAGGUCUCUGCCGAAGACUGGUACAAACCCGAGUGGAAUUUUGAGUGCAUCGUCCGCUUCUUCAAUGGGACACAUGAUACUGAUUAUAACGACUCAAUCUCUGGUGAACAAGGUCCAGACAUCCUGACCAGAGAAAAAUAUCUGAGGAUCACUCGUCAAGCCAAACUCUCCUACAGCGUGUUGAUCAUCAAGAGCAGCGUCUACGGAGCCUUCGUGGCCUUUUUGGUUUGGAGACUCCAGAGUUCAACUGAAAAGCAGAACUGAGACCUGAGCGGAGAGGAAAAUUAACUUUGACUUAAUGUAAAUAAAACUGAAAACAUAGUGGCUAUAUUUCUAUAAAGCUGAAUGUUGCAGUGUAUUUUUACUCAUUUAUAAAUUAGCUAUUGAAAUUCUGCACAAAGUAGUGAACAGGUUCUCUGCUUAUUCUAAUCAAAAACUUAAAUCUAUGACUGGCAUGCAGAUAGUUUGGCAUCAGGGUUUUUAUUUUUCUGCGUAUUUGUUUUUGGUAGUGAAUUAAUUGUUUGCUUAUUUUUUUUUGUCAAUAAAAG